AUGGUCCGCCCAGUUCGGAAAUUUCUUGGCCCUUAUACCAAGGACGAGCAUUUGAAAUUUUUGACACUUCAAAACGGGAAAAGGCAAAAUCGGGUCUUCGCUUCUCUAGGCUCCGAUAUCCCUGUCCGCGUUCAUCCCGAAAUUGUCCCCAAACUAAAGAAAAAGAAAUCUGUGAAGCCCUCUUCCUCUGAUGAUGAUGAUGAUGUUGAAGUGGAAGAUGUUGACGAAGAAAUUGGGGAAGAAAAUGCUGAAGAAGAAGAAGAAGGCGAGGAAGGAGCUGAUGAAGAAGAGAACGACUCGGGUGAUGAUAGCGACUCGAGUAGCAGUUCGAGCGACAACUCGAGCGACUCGUCUGAUUCUGAUGAUAGCAAAACAGUUCCUCCUCCUACUGUUUUAGCUGAUCUGAAAAGGAAGAAAACUGCCAGCAGUCCUCCUCCUGGACCGAGUUCUAAACGAGUGCAACUUGUUAUUGAUAAUGAUGAAGAUUUGGAUGAGGAUGAUAUCCGUAUUGAUCUUUCUGCCAUCCAUGUCACCCCAAUUCGAGCUGAUGCUAGUUUUGCCCUUUCGGCAAAAGAAGUGGCUUCACUGCAAGUUGUUGCCCCAGCCACCACGGUUGUCGAGGAAGAUUGUUCGACCCAAGUGGUUGAUACUGUUGAGACAACAAACCCUCUUCGAGCUGAUAGAGACUUGGUUGCAAAAAAGUUCGAACCCAACUCCACCUCCGUCACCGCCGUUCAUCGCAACCCCUUCCCCAGAGCUGAUACAAAACGUUCUUGGUGGUUUUAG
Molecule: messenger RNA, 786 nt
Organism: Oryza sativa Japonica Group (Japanese rice)
Lineage: Eukaryota; Viridiplantae; Streptophyta; Magnoliopsida; Poales; Poaceae
Product: rRNA biogenesis protein RRP36
Source: RefSeq, a predicted model, not a curated record